AUGGUCCCGGCAGUGAAGCAAGAACUGCUUGAACGAUUCUCGAAUCAUCCUAGAACUGAACCAGGGUAUAACUUCGAAAACGGUCCGAAAGUAAUCCAACAAAAACCCGAACAGGUUCAGAACUUGGUAAGACCAGCAACACAGUUGCAAAUGUUUAUCAAAAAUCACUGUGUAUACCACAUGCCCAGCAACAGUUAAAUUGUUUACAAAGGGGGGGUAAAAUAGGAUAGAAACCAUGGCUUUCUAGCUAAUUAUCUCAAAAACUGAAUAGCAGAUUACCUUCUAAUAUUGUGU
Molecule: messenger RNA, 294 nt
Organism: Acanthoscelides obtectus
Lineage: Eukaryota; Metazoa; Arthropoda; Insecta; Coleoptera; Chrysomelidae
Source: the annotation of a GenBank genome assembly